This is a messenger RNA of Pygoscelis adeliae (Adelie penguin), 2031 nucleotides long. RefSeq names its product zinc finger BED domain-containing protein 1-like. The coding region runs from base 1 to 2031 and encodes 676 amino acids. The record is from RefSeq and is a predicted model, not a curated record. The transcript has 3 exons. Gene Ontology annotation, molecular function: DNA binding. Lineage: Eukaryota; Metazoa; Chordata; Aves; Sphenisciformes; Spheniscidae.
AUGGUGAACCGGCCCUGGAAGCAGAAAGGCGUUUGCGGGCGCUCGGAAGGGCGCCCCGAGCCCAACGGGAGCGAUCCCCCACACCGGCGACAGGAGAGCCGCUCCGAGAGCAGGGGGCCCGCCAGCCUCGGGCCGUCGUCCAGGAGGAAGAGAGAGAAAGGCGGGGGUCAGGACGGCACGAGCACCGCGCUCUACGUCGACCGUCGCAAGUCCAAGGUGUGGAACUACUACACCAAGCUGGGAGACGCCUACGUGGAGUGCAACGUCUGCAAGAAGCAGCUCUCCUUCCACAACAGCACCACCACGAUGCGGGAGCACCUGGUGAGGAAGCACAGCAUCCGCGACACCUUGCUCUCCCAGCUCAAGGACGACCAGACUUCCGAAUCCGACUACGCGGCUCAGGAAAACGCCGUGAAACGCUCCCGGCAGACGCCGCCGGAGAGCGGCCUCAGCCACGCCGCGUCCUGCUCGGAACCCAGGAGCGACGUGAUCCUGGAGCUGGUGCUGGAGAUGAUCUUCCGCGACCUGCACCCUCUCUCCAUGGUGAAGGACAAAGGGUUCGGGCUCCUCCUCGGGUACCUGGAGCCGAGUUUUACCCUCCCGUCGCCCGUGCAGCUCUCCAGCAUGCUGUGGCACAGGUACAACGUGGUCAAGCAGCACCUGGAGCGCUACCUGCAGACGGCUCAGGCCAUCGUGGUCUGCGUGGAGUUCUGGGUCUCCCAGCUCAGCCAGACCUACCUGACUGUCACAGCCAGCUUCAUCGACGGGGAGUGGCGGCGGGGACGGUGCGUCAUGGAGACGCAGCAAGUGCACGAAGACAAAGCGGAGGGCGAUUUAGGGGAGAAGCUGCAGGCCGUCCUCUCCGAAUUCGGGUUGUCCAGCAAAUCUGUCUUCUGCGUUAUGCACGACGGCCCGCAGAGCACGGCGGCGAACUCGCAGCCGCUGAAGAACGCGUACGGCUGGAGCAGCCUGUGCUGCGCCGCUCGCACCCUUCACCUCUGCAUCAAAGCGGGGCUGGAGGUCGAGCAGGUCCAAGAAGCCCUCAGCACCGCCCGGGGCAUCGUCAGGUACUUCCAGCAGGACGCAAAAGCCACCUGCUCCUUAAACAGCAAGCUGGAAGCCAUCAAUAAAACCAAGCUGAAACUGGUGAUGGACGUGGGGUCUCGCUGGAUAACCACCAUCGAGAUGUGCGAGAGUCUCUUAGACCUGAAGUGGGCCAUCAUGUCCGUGCUGGAGGAACACCCCAAGGGCACGGCGGCGGUCCAGAACCUGGCCGACCACCAGUGGAAGCUCCUGCAGGACCUGGUGCCGGUCAUGAGGACGAUCAAGAUCGCGACCUCCUUCCUGCGCGAGGAGCAGAACGUGUCCGUAUCGUCUCUGAUGCCUUGCAUCCACGGGAUCGUCGCUGCCAUCGGACAGCAGUCGGAAGAGGCCGGCGCCGUCAUCAAGACGGUAGUAGGCAACAUCAGGUCGGAGUUGACGCGGCGCUGGGGGCUAUCGGAGGAUGAGAAGGUGCUAGAAAGCCCAGCAGUUAUUGCCUCUUUUUUGGACCCGCGCUUCAAGGAGAUGAGGUUCCUCAGCCCGGGGCUGAGAAGCGAGCUGCACAAGAGAGUCAAAAACAUGCUGUCGCAGGUUUUCAAUCACCAGUCCCCACCUGCCACCCACUUUUGGAUGCCAAACUUGGAUUACAAAGCCGAGGGCGGAGACGCAGGCAGCCAGCUGGCCGCUCACAAGGACAGAUGCUCGAGCACCCCGUCGCAGAGCAUGUACGACAUCCUUCUGGGGAAGGACCCGACGGAGAGCAUGCCCGAGAUCCACCAGCAACUGGAGAACUACAUCGUGGAGCCUCUCUGCAAGCGCAGCACCGACCCGCUGGACUGGUGGAAGAACAACGAGCAUCGCUUCCCGGCCGUGGCACACAAACGGGUGCAGCAACACCACAACUGGAUACGGCGCUUUAAAUACUGCGAAAGGCCAGCGCUGACUCCGCUAGACAACCGCGAGGACUCACAGCAGAUCAAAGGGGUUUAA